Rhododendron vialii is the source of this 4361-nucleotide messenger RNA. RefSeq names its product protein Rf1, mitochondrial-like. The record is from RefSeq and is a predicted model, not a curated record. Gene Ontology annotation, molecular function: protein binding. Bases 136 to 3948 code for a protein of 1270 amino acids. The transcript is spliced from 2 exons. Lineage: Eukaryota; Viridiplantae; Streptophyta; Magnoliopsida; Ericales; Ericaceae.
AAAAAAUCUACUACCGCAGAGAAGAAAAUGGUGAUAAGUUGAGAGAUUGCAAAGAGGAGGACCCCGCACAUUCCACAGAGAAGAAGAAAAGAGGAGAUGAUGCCUCAGUUUGGUGUCUCUUCUGCAAUCAGUCCCAUGGACUCUUCCAAUUCCCCAAAAGGUAAUCUUCUCUCUCUACCUCCACACCCAUCUCUGACUGUUUCCUUUCGUAUUCAUUCUUACUCUAGAAACCCUAGUUCUCCAACUACGAGUCCAGAAAACCGCCCACCACAGCCGAGAAAAAAGACCUCUGUUCUUAAUCCCAAUGGACUCCAAGAAGCUCGCGAGUUUCUCAAUCGGAUCCCCCGAACCCAACCUUUUCCGCCCAUUUUUAGUAUCUCCAAGGCGUUGGGGACUCUUGUGAAAAGGCGUCAUUACACGGAGGCUCUUUCUCAUUUCGAAAAGUUGCAGUUACGAGGCGUUCGUGUAAAUUUUUAUACCUUGAACAUCGCAAUUAACUGUUACUGUAGCGUGAAUCGAGUUGGUUUCGGGUUCUCUCUGUUAGGCGGCAUCUUCAAACACGGUUUUAAACCGGAUGUUGGCAGCUUUACCACGCUAUUAAAGGGACUUAUUUUAGAAGAUAAAGUUCCCGAGGCCGUGGAGUUAUUCGAGAAGUUAAUGAGGAGGAGAGAGGUUGAGCCCAACGAGGUUAUGUAUGGUACAGUUAUUAAUGGGCUCUGCAAGAAGGGAAACAUGGGAGCGGCUGUUAGGUUGCUUAGGAUCAUGGAAGAGGGAAGUUGUAAACCGAACAUGGUUGUGUAUAGCACAAUCAUCGACGGUCAUUGCAAGAAGGGAAUGGUGGAUGAUGCUUUGAAACUUUUUUAUGAAAUGAAAGAGAAAGGGGUUCAACCAAAUGUUGUUACUUAUAACUGUUUGAUUGAUGGUUUAAAUAAGUCUGGCCGGUGGAAGGAAGCUAAUGGAAUUUUGGGAGAAAUGUUAGAUAUUUGUAUUUCUCCGAACAUCAUUACCUUCAGUGUCUUGGUCGAUGCACUUACGAAGGAAGGGAAGGUAAAAGAGGCAGAGGAAGUAAUUGAAAGCUUGAUUCAAAGAGGCGUGAAUCCUGAUGUAAUCACGUACAAUUCUCUAAUUCAUGGAUAUUGUUUGCAAGGCCAAAUGGAUAAGGCAAUGAGAGUGAUGAAUACCGUGGUGGAUAGGGGCAUUCAACUUGACAUUCAGAGCUACAGCACUUUAAUUAAUGGAUAUUGCAAGAACAUGAAAAUAGAUGAGGCUGUUAGGUGGCUUAGGAUCAUGGAAGAGGGAAGUUGUAAACCAAACAUGGUUGUGUAUAGCACAAUCAUCGACUGUCAUUGCAAGAAGGGAAUGGUGGAUGAUGCUUUGAACCUUUUUUACGAAAUGAAAGAGAAAGGGGUUCACCCAGAUGUUGUUACUUAUAGCUCUUUGAUUCAUGGCUUAAAUAAGUCUGGCCGGUGGAAGGAAGCCAAUGGAAUGUUGGGAGAAAUGUUGGAUAGUCGUAUUUCUCCAGACAUCAUUACCUUCAGUGUCUUGGUCGAUGAACUUACGAAGGAAGGGAAGGUAAAAGAGGCAGAAGAAGUAAUUGAAAGCUUGAUUCAAAGAGGCGUGAAUCCUGAUGUAACCACGUACAAUUCUCUAAUUCAUGGAUAUUGUUUGCAAGGCCAGAUGGAUAAGGCAAUGAGAGUGAUGAAUACCGUGGUGGAUAGGGGCAUUCAACUUGACAUUCAGAGCUACAGCACUUUAAUUAAUGGAUACUGCAAGAACCUUCAAAUAGAUGAGGCUGUUAGGUGGCUUAGGAUCAUGGAAGAGGGAAGUUGUAAACCGAACAUGGUUGUCUAUAGCACAAUCAUCGACGGUCAUUGCAAGAAGGGAAUGGUGGAUGAUGCUUUGAACCUUUUUUACGAAAUGAAAGAGAAAGGGGUUCAUCCAGAUGUUGUUACUUAUUGCUCUUUGAUUCAUGGUUUAAUUAAGUCUGGCCGAUGGAAGGAAGCCGAUGGAAUGUUGGGAGAAAUGUUGGAUAGUCGUAUUUCUCUAGACAUCAUUACCUUCAAUGUCUUGGUCGAUGCACUUACGAAGGAAGGGAAGGUAAAAGAGGCAGAGGAAGUAAUUGAAAGCUUGAUUCAAAGAGGCGUGAAUCCUGAUGUAAUCACGUACAAUUCUCUAAUUCAUGGAUAUUGUUUGCAAGGCCAGAUGGAUAAGGCAAUGAGAGUGAUGAAUACCAUGGUGGAUAGGGGCAUUCAAGCUGACAUUCAGAGCUACACCACUUUAAUUAAUGGAUACUUCAAGAACAUGAAGGUGGAUGAUGCUUUGAACCUUUUUUACGAAAUGAAAGAGAAAGGGGUUCACCCAGAUGUUGUUACUUAUAGCUCUUUGAUUAAUGGUUUAAAUAAGUCUGGCCGGUGGAAGGAAGCUCAUGGAAUGUUGGGAGAAAUGUUGGAUAUUCGUAUUUCUCCAGACAUCAUUACCUUCAGUGUCUUGGUCGAUGCACUUACGAAGGAAGGGAAGGUAAAAGAGGCAGAGGAAGUAAUUGAAAGCCUGAUUCAAAGAGGCGUGAAUCCUAAUGUAAUCACAUACAAUUCUCUAAUAUAUGGAUAUUGUUUGCAAGGCCAGAUGAAUGAGGCAAUGAGAGUGAUGAAUACCAUGGUGGAUAGGGGCAUUCAACUUAACAUUCAGAACUACAGCACUUUAAUUAAUGGAUAUUGCAAGAACAUGAAAAUAGAUGAGGCUGUUAGGUGGCUUAGGAUCAUGGAAGAGGGAAGUUGUAAACCGAACAUGUUUGUGUAUAACACAAUCAUUGAUGGUCAUUGCAAGAAGGGAAUGGUGGAUGAUGCUUUGAAACUUUUUUAUGAAAUGAAAGAGAAAGGGGUUCAACCAAAUGUUGUUACUUAUAACUGUUUGAUUGAUGGUUUAAAUAAGUCUGGCCGGUGGAAGGAAGCUAAUGGAAUUUUGGGAGAAAUGUUAGAUAUUUGUAUUUCUCCUACUGUAAUCACAUACAAUUCUCUAAUACAUGGAUAUUGUUUGCAAGGCCAGAUGGAUGAGGCAAUAAGAGUGAUGAACACCAUGGUGGAUAGGGGCAUUCAACUUGACAUUCAGAACUACAGCACUUUAAUUAAUGGAUAUUGCAAGAACAUGAAAAUAGAUGAGGCUGUUAGGUGGCUCAGGAUCAUGGAUGAGGGAAGUUGUAAACCGGACAUGGUUGUGUAUAGCACAAUCAUCGACGGUCAUUGCAAGAAGGGAAUGGUGGAUGAUGCUUUGAACCUUUUUUACGAAAUGAAAGAGAAAGGGGUUCACCCAGAUGUUGUUACUUAUAGCUCUUUGAUUCAUGGUUUAAUUAAGUCUGGCCGGUGGAAGGAAGCCAAUGGAAUGUUGGGAGAAAUGUUGGAUAGUCGUAUUUCUCCAGACAUCGUUACCUUCAGUGUCUUGGUCGAUGCACUUACGAAGGAAGGGAAGGUAAAAGAGGCAGAGGAAGUAAUUGAAAGCUUGAUUCAAAGAGGCGUGAAUCCUAAUGUAAUCACGUACAAUUCUCUAAUACAUGGAUAUUGUUUACAAGGCCAGAUGGAUAAGGCAAUGAGAGUGAUGAAUACCAUGGUGGAUAGGGGCAUUCAAGCUGACAUUCAGAGCUACACCACUUUAAUUAAUGGAUACUUCAAGAACAUGAAAAUAGAUGAGGCUAUGCAUCUCUUUUUAGAAAUGAAUGAAAAAUGCCUCCCCCUAGAUGUUGUUACGUAUGACACUUUGAUUCGUGGCUUAUGUCAUUUUGGCCGGUGGAAGGAGGUUACAAGAGUGUUUAGAGAAAUGUUGGGUACUGGUAUUUCUCCAGAUAUUGAGACAUUCCAUGUCUUUAUGGAUGGACUUACCGAGGCAGGGAUGGUAAAAGAGGCAGAGGAAGUAAUUGAAAGUAUGAUUCAAAGAGGUGUGGAUCCUGAUGUAAUCUAAUCUAAUCUAAUCUCAUACAAUACUUUAAUGACAGGAUAUCGUUUGCAAGGCCAAAUGGAUAAGGCAAUGGGAGUGUUGAAUACCAUGGCGGAUAGAGGCAUUCAACCUGAUGCCAUUAACUUCACCAUUUUAAGAAAUGGAUAUGGCAAGAACAUGAAAAUAGUCUAGGCGAUGCAUCGCUUUUUUGAAAUGAGAGAAAAGGGCCUUCAUCAUGUUGUUCUUACUUAUACCGCCUUGAUUCAGGGUGUAUCUGUGAAGAUAAAGUUCCAUUCCUAAAAUAUGUAGUCAUUAUUAUGUGAUACUCUUUUUUGCUUUUGCCUUUUCAUUUCUUGUUAAUUUUAAAUUUCCAAUGUGAUUCUUUAACUUUCUGCAUAUCACCUUUUGGAGCCAAAACAAUUGUGUUUUUAUUUCCC